Guillardia theta CCMP2712 is the source of this 279-nucleotide messenger RNA. RefSeq lists its product as hypothetical. The record is from RefSeq and is a predicted model, not a curated record. The annotation marks the transcript as partial. Gene Ontology annotation, molecular function: protein binding. NCBI's taxonomy places the organism in Eukaryota, Cryptophyceae, Pyrenomonadales, Geminigeraceae. The transcript is spliced from 2 exons.
CCACAGGCACGAAACUGCCACACAGCCACCAUGGUCGGAGACAAGAUGCUUGUGUUCGGUGGGUUUGGGGGAAGCAAGUGGUUCGAAGAGCUCUGGGUCUUCGACACCCCCAGCAUUGAGUGGCACAAGCCAGAGCUUCAGAGCAGCGCCAUGGAGGGAACGGCACACACAGCCAACAUUGUUGGCAGCAAGAUGUAUAUCUUCGGGGGGAACAACGGAUCUUACAGGAUGAACGACUUUUACUCGCUUGACACCCAGGUGCUGACUAUGCGUCAAUGA